GAGGUUAUGGUACCCUGUCUGAUGACACGGGUAUAGAACAAGGUUAAAACAUUUCCGCUGACGUACAAUUGUCGGAAUUUCGUAUAAUAAACAAAAAAAUGCUGAGAGUUAUGUCCUCCAAGCUGUCAAUCGGCACUAAUAUCCAGACCAGAUUGAGCCCUCAAAAGUGAUCAAAUACAAUUUUUCAAGAAGAAUAUUUCGGAAGAGAAAAUGAAGAAUUCCCACGCAAUUUAAACUAUUAAAUUACUCAAGCAGUUCACCCACUCGUAAGAUGCACGGUACACUGUUAUUUUACACGAACUGCCAGCUAGGAAAUAUCAGGUUAGAAGAGGUGGCGAUAAUUACCAGCACUUCAUCAUGAUCCAGAGCUUCUGAGUCCCUCGUGCAUCCAAAGUUUUGACAUCUGGAAAGCCCUCGAGCCAAUAGUAUGAACCGGCAAUGGCACCUUCUUCUGGUUUUCUUCGUAUCGACGAUAAUCCCCUCCUCCCAAGACCAUCAUCAUCAUGACACAUCGAGCCGUUGCAACUCCACCAGAGAUGUGCCAUCAACUCUGAAGAUUGAAUUCACCUCGAAAAUAGUUGAGAAUGAAUAUAUUGUGGCGUUCAAGGGCUACUACAAGCGAAAUACUCGCCAGAGCUACAUCGGCGCAGCUCUGAACUCAUCCGGGAUCAGUAACUGGAAGAUUCUAUCAAGAGUCAAUCCAGCAAGCGACUAUCCAAGUGACUUUGACGUUGUACUGCUGGAAGAGAGUGAUAAGCAAAACGGGUUGACUGCUCUGAGUGAUCAUCCUUUAGUGAGGAGGGUGACACCUCAGAGAUUCGUACAGAGGACUUUAAAGUACGUUAACAGCACUGAAGAUGGACAAGAGACAGUUCACGAUGAUCCGGACACUGCCGAGUACUACAAUUUCAAAAGAAAAAUUUCGGGUUUCAACGCCAAUCAAUUCUCAUUCGAAGGGAAAUCAGAAAAUCGUCAUUCCUCGAGAAGGUUGUUGAGGGCUAUACCCAAAGAAGUAACAACUAUUCUCCAGGCUGAUGCCCUGUGGAAGAUGGGGGUGACUGGUCGAGGGGUGAAGGUCGCUGUUUUCGAUACAGGAUUGGCCGCGAGUCAUCCACACUUCAAAAAAAUCAAGGAGAGAAGCAAUUGGACGAAUGAGAAGACUCUGGAUGAUGGGCUGGGUCAUGGGACCUUCGUUGCUGGGGUCAUAGCUUCUGCCUCCAGAGAGUGCCUCGGAUUCGCUCCUGAUGCUGAAUUGUACGUGUUCAGGGUGUUCACUAGCAAACAGGUGUCCUACACCUCCUGGUUCUUGGAUGCCUUCAACUAUGCUAUCCUUUCGAAGGUGACUGUUCUCAAUUUGAGCAUCGGCGGGCCUGAUUUUAUGGACCAUCCCUUUGUGGAUAAGGUCUGGGAGCUCACAGCUAAUGGGGUGAUCAUGGUAUCGGCGAUUGGCAACGAUGGGCCACUCUAUGGUACGCACAAUAAUCCUGCUGAUCAGAUGGAUGUCAUUGGUGUGGGGGGAAUUAAUUGGGACGAUCAGAUUGCGAGCUUCUCGUCCCGUGGGAUGACCACUUGGGAGCUACCCCAUGGAUAUGGAAGGCUCAAGCCAGAUUUGGUGACUUACGGUUCGGGAGUUAGGGGUUCAUCGUUGAGGCAUGGGUGCAGACCACUAUCGGGCACCUCCGUAGCAAGUCCCGUAGUUGCCGGGGCCAUUGCCCUCCUGGCGAGUGGGUUCGUGACCAAAUCAUCCACUAACCAAGAUGAGUAUGACUCCCCUGACGAUCAUCCCGGCAGAAUAAGCGAGAUAAUAACUCCAGCUAGUAUGAAGCAAGCCCUCCUGAGCUCUGCGAAACGUCUCCCAGGGGUUGGAAUGUUCGAGCAGGGGGCUGGAAAGCUAGAUCUCCGUCGAGCUUUCUAUUACCUCCGAACAUACAUCCCUACGGCGACACUGAAUCCCAGCUACAUAGACCUGACAGAAUGCCAGUACAUGUGGCCGUACUGCACCCAGGCUAUCUACCACACAGCGAUGCCCACCAUCGUCAACGUGACGAUAAUAAAUGGCCUUGGAGUGUCUGGGAACGUCUCCGAGGUCGUCUGGCAUCCUUACGUCAGCUCUGAUAAUGGAGAUGGGGAGAAAAUCGAGGUCGCCCUUACCCACAGUGACGUAUUGUGGCCAUGGUCUGGGUGGUUGGCUGUUGCUAUCACUGUUCCAAGUUCCGCGGCGAAUUGGCAAGGAAUUGCUCAGGGUCACAUUACGAUAACUGUUGAAUCGCCACCUGGUCAUGGGGAGCACGAGCCCAGGAGGUCAGUUAUUGAUUUACCCCUUAAGGCAAGGGUCAUUCCUACACCACCGAGGCACAAGAGGAUCUUGUGGGACCAGUAUCAUAAUUUAAGAUAUCCCCCUGGAUACUUUCCACGAGACGACCUCAGAGCUAAAAAUGAUCCUCUCGAUUGGAAUGGCGAUCACAUUCAUACGAAUUUUAAGGAAAUGUACCAACAUCUGAGGAAUAACGGAUAUUAUCUGGAAGUCCUCGGCACUCCCUUCAACUGUUUUAAAGCUAAAUAUUACGGAACACUUCUGAUUGUCGAUUCAGAAGAGGAGUUCUUUCCCGAGGAGAUAAACAAAUUGAAAAAGGAUGUGGAGGAAGAAGGUCUUUCGAUUGUUGUUUUUGCUGAUUGGUAUAACGUUACGGUGAUGAAGAAAGUCCAGUUCUACGAUGAGAACACGAAGCAAUGGUGGAUACCAGACACUGGAGGAGCGAAUGUUCCAGCCCUGAAUGAUCUUCUCUACGAAAAUUGGGGGGUGGCUUUUGGUGAUUGGGUAGGGGAUGGACUGUUCAGGCUGGGAGAACAUGCACCAAUUAAUUUUGCAUCAGGAACGAACAUCGUGAAAUUUCCAGAGGAGGGAAUUUUGGUGAAAAUGCAGCUGAGAGAUCAGGGGGAAGAACUGUUGCUGGGGAAGGAGACUGGGACUGUCGGCACUAUGCCCAUCAUUGGGUUGCUCCAGACAAAGAGCAGAAAGUUUAAUGAGAUUGGUGGACAGGAGGAGGAAAGUGAUAAUCGUGGACAUGAGGCUCGUUCUUCUGGUGGACCUGGUAGAAUUGUCGUUUAUGGAGAUUCUAACUGUAUUGAUGAUGCUCAUGCCAAAAAACCCCCAUGUUUCUGGAUGCUGGACGCCUUCCUCGAAUACACAACAACUGGCUACGUUCCAUCCAUCUUCACAAAUGCUCACAACGAUAAAAAAACCCCGAUAGCCUCAGAGAGAUUUUUUUCUCACCUGCCAAAACGAAUGGAGGGAAAUCAUUUGGAUCAGCACAGCAAAGUUCUGGAGGCGUCCUCCACAUCAGCAGGUGGCCAGCACUUACGAUCCCUUCCCCAAUGCCCAUUGCCAAUACCUGCCGUGCCACAUCCACUGAAUGAGUCAGCCCCGACAAAUCUCUACAAGCCCCAAAAGCUUCUCUCCAUCGGUGAUUACCUUCCAGCGCCAGUAGUCCACCAGGAGUCAGAGUCUACGUGGUUUAAGCGACGAAAUGGCGGUGGAAAUGAUCAAACGUUCGCUGUCAAUCUUGAACCAAUUGACGAGUCGAGUGGAUUCCACGAAAAAAUUAAGCACCGUUGGCUCUACAUAAGCCAAUGGACAUUCAUGUUGGCUGUUAUCAUUAUUUGCGUCAUCAUGAUUUCAGUCAUCAGGAACUGGAUGACGUGCGGAGUAAAACGGCCAUCGAGAAGGAAACGAACAAUGGGGAAGUUGAGGAGGGUCAUCCAGGCUAUCGCCGUUCAUAGAGUGCCUCAGAUGUAAAAAUCAUCGCAUAUUGUUUUCAAUUAUCUCUACUACAUAAUCGAAUAGUUAAUAUUCAUAGGAUAUAUAGCGGGGGUUUAAGCAAUCGGAGAGAGGAUGCAAUUGUAAAAAGUGUUACUAGGGUACCAAUAAUAUUAACAUAAUUUUUUGUAGAAGUGCCGAAGGGAGUCAGUGAUAUCGGAAUUAUUGAGGACUGUUCAAAGGGUAGUUGGGGACUUUGUUAUAACCAACCGUCCAAUCCAAAGGACUUGUUUAUUCAUCAUUCAAUUGACUGAAUGUUUAAUAGGGGGAGACUGUUUUGAUAAACUAUCUUUAAUUAAUUAGGGAAUAUCUUUACAAUAUUAAAUUCACGUUGAAAAAAAAA
Molecule: messenger RNA, 4160 nt
Organism: Diachasmimorpha longicaudata
Lineage: Eukaryota; Metazoa; Arthropoda; Insecta; Hymenoptera; Braconidae
Gene: S1P
Product: membrane-bound transcription factor site-1 protease
Exons: 4
Coding region: 428-3796 (1122 amino acids)
Biological process (GO): proteolysis
Cellular component (GO): Golgi apparatus
Molecular function (GO): serine-type endopeptidase activity
Source: RefSeq, a predicted model, not a curated record